AUGAGCGCCUACAGAAACAUACUUUACUUGGAUGACUUUCUGGCACUGGACUGCAACAUGCCAGAUGUGUUCUUGGAUCCUCAGGAAUUCUACGGGUUGGAUGGCACUGCUGGGUUUAUAGAGCUUGCUGACGGUAUGUCAUUCCAGACAAUUACCGCCAUCGACAGGAGCAGCGACCUUCUUAUGCAUCCAGUGGCCGAGAGGCCAGUGGGGACGGGAGACAUGUACAAGCCCAGGAAAAUUAGGGGUGCUGGAAAGCUGAGGGAGGGAUACUGCGAGAUGUGCAACCUAUGGUUCAAGCUCAAGACAAGUAGCUACUGGUACCACAUGAACUAUAAACAUGGAAUAAACUCCAAAGGAAUAAGGUACCCGGAGCCUCAAAUAAGAUACACAGAACAUAGGGCAGAGGGAUUCUGCAUAGCCUGCAACGACUGGAUAGUGCUGGGGCACAAGGCAAAGGGAAGGUCCACAAAGUUUGGAUGGUUCAAGCACUGCCAGAAAAGGCACAGUUCAAGCAAAGCAGUUUAA
Messenger RNA from Encephalitozoon cuniculi GB-M1, 528 nucleotides. RefSeq lists its product as uncharacterized. The record is from RefSeq and is marked provisional. Lineage: Eukaryota; Fungi; Microsporidia; Unikaryonidae. The coding region runs from base 1 to 528 and encodes 175 amino acids. The transcript has a single exon.